CAUUAGCCCAGAACAGAAAAGGCUUUGAAGGAGACAAUUGCGGAGGUUAUUUGGUUCUGCUUCUUGCUUCAAGUUCUCCUUUCUGUGGCUAUUUCGAGUCGAGGACGGCGGGGAACGGCGCUUUUCUCUGGUCUCUAAGGAAGCAGAGAGAGUCCGCGGCGCACAGCUGGAACUCUGCACCGUGCACAAAAAUUGCGCACUUUUAUUGCUACCUCCGAAAUCCUAGGCAGAUUUCCCAGGGAGCCCCGAACUGGAAUUUAGAUGUGCACACGAACUGCACAGUGGCCGGGUGAUGCUUUGAUCUUUUUUGGAGGCGGGGGUUCUUUCCUUCUUUCUCAGGCCCUGAGCCUCAGCGAUCGCCUGAAAGCAGAUCUUCCACACGACACCACGCCGCCCACUGCCUCUUUUCGCCGCUUCCCCAGAAAGUCCCAGCCUCCUGAAAACUUCGCUCGCCUUGCUGUAGGCCGCCCCGAUAUUAAGAGGACGGUUUUGACUUAUGUCGGCCCGCUUUGCAGAAAAUUACAGGUGGUUCGGAGACCCUGGCUUGGAAAGUCUGGUGGCCGAGAGCGAAUAGUUCAGUUGGAAUAGGCAGUUCCUCGGACACAGGUUCAGCGCUGGGAAAAGUCAAGGGCGUUGAUUUAGAGCUGCUGCGCAAACUUGAGUUUUACUCACAUGCAAAACCUUGCCUGACCCUCUGAGUGCCGGUGGGUUACAGGCCUUAUAUCUGGUUAACUCUGUAUAAGAUGGGUACUUUAAAGCAGCAUCAUUACUGAGAAAAAAACCUUUCCACUUUGUCCUCCUUUUCUUUGGAAUAUUUCACCCUUAGUUUGGCCCUGACAUGUGACAAUUCCAAAGACGCAAUGCUUCUUUUUAAGGAGGAAAAGAUAUCAGUACCAGUACCAAGAGAUGGAGAAGGAAAGAGACUCCUAGGUAUUCUAUAAAGAAGAAUGGAAAAUACCUCCAAUCUGCACUAGUUCCUCUGGCUGGGUUUGCACAUUGCAGUGAGCCAUAAGUCUUUGAGCAAUAUCAAAGAGCCCGAACACAAUUUGUCCAGACAGUUGCAGAACUAGCUACUAGGCCCCAAAAUAUAGAGACUCUCCAGAAUGCAGUUCUAAGCCUGUUCAUGUCUACUCAGAUGCAAAACCUUCUGAUUUCAAUGUGGUAAACUCUUAGGUGUAAUGGCUUUGUUGAGACCACUCCUAUUGGAUGUGGUUCCAAAUAUUCAACAGACAGCUGCUUUGGCCCUUGGGAGACUUGCUAAUUACAACGAUGAUCUAGCAGAAGCUGUAGUUAAAGGCGAUAUUCUUCCACAGCUUGUGUAUUCACUGGCUGAACAAAAUCGUUUUUAUAAGAAAGCGGCCGCAUUCGUAUUACGUGCAGUUGGAAAGCAUUCUCCUCAGCUUGCCCAGGCAAUAGUGGAUUGUGGAGCUCUAGAUACACUGGUAAUUUGCUUAGAAGAUUUUGAUCCUGGGGUGAAGGAAGCUGCAUCCUGGGCCCUUGGUUAUAUAGCAAGACAUAAUUCAGAACUGUCACAGGCUGUGGUGGAUGCUGGAGCUAUUCCACUCUUAGUCCUAUGUAUCCAAGAGCCAGAGAUUGCUUUGAGAAGGAUUGCUGCUUCAGCAUUGAGUGAUGUUUCAAAGCAUUCUCCAGAGUUAGCACAGACGGUCGUUGAUGCUGGGGCCAUUGCUCACUUGGCACAGAUGAUCCUCAAUCCUGAUGCCAAAUUAAAGCGUCAGGUGCUGUCAGCUCUUAGUCAGAUAGCAAAGCACUCUGUGGAUCUGGCAGAAAUGGUAGUUGAAGCAGAAAUUUUUCCUGUUGUACUCACGUGCCUGAAGGAUUCUGAUGAAUAUGUCAAGAAAAAUGCUGCAACUCUAAUUAGAGAGAUAGCAAGACAUACUCCUGAGCUUUCACAACUUAUUGUAAAUGCUGGAGGAGUAGCUGCCAUCAUUGACUGCAUUGGUAGCUGCAAAGGAAAUGUUAGACUCCCAGGUAUUAUGAUGUUGGGCUAUGUAGCUGCUCACUCGGAAAACCUGGCCAUGGCAGUGAUUAUCUCUAAGGGAGUCCCACAGCUAGCUAUCUGCUUGUCAGAAGAGCCAGAAGAUCAUAUUAAGGCUGCAGCUGCUUGGUCAUUGGGACAGAUUGGAAGACAUACUCCAGAACAUGCCCGUGCUGUUGCUGUAGCCAGCGUCUUACCUGUAUUGCUUUCCCUGUAUAUGGCAUCUGAAAGUUCAGAAGAUCUUCAGGUCAAAGCUAAGAAAGCCUUGAAGAACAUUUUACAGAAGUGUACUCAUCUGUCAGCUCUUGAGCCCUUGCUACAUGAUGCUCCUCCCAAUAUCCUGAAACAUAUAGUUGGCCAGUUCAGCAAGGUUUUGCCACAUGAUUCCAAAGCCAGGCGUCUUUUUGUAACAAGUGGUGGUCUUAAAAAAGUUCAGGAGAUAAGAGCAGAAGCUGGCUCACUACUUCAAGAGUAUAUCAACACAAUUAAUAAUUGUUAUCCAGAAGAAAUAGUCAGAUAUUACUCCCCUGGAUAUUCUGAAGCACUUUUGGAAAGGGUAGAAAAUUAUCACCCAGUUCUAUAAAUUUUUCAUCUCUAUAAGAAAGAGAGGAAGCAACCCCUCUUUUUCUUAUCUUUGUUUUGAGUGGCAAGCAAAUAUAGUUUGGCCAAGACUGGUGUGGGAAAUAUUUAACCUUCUGUUAUGUUAGCAAUCAAUUAUGACAACAGGAAGACAUACCCUUUCCACCUUUGAUCUACAGUUGACUUCUGGAACUCAUGCUAAGAACAAAGACUGUCAUAUGCCUAUUUUAAGAGAACUGUGUUUCUCACUACCUUUUAAAGUCCCAAGUACAGGGAGGCCAGGUCUCUUUCUGAAUGCACCUGAAAUUUGCUAAACAGCUUGUACCAUCAAAUUCUUCUUUGAAGGAGAAUUACAACAUUAUCCAGUAAGCACCAGAGUUGUACGAUUGUUAUUCUUUUUGCUAAGGCUUGUGGUUCAGUCUAAGCAGAAAUUACCUAUUAUUCUUGUACUUCCACUUUCUUGAUUAUCUCACCACUAUUGUCUGUCUUCUGGUACUUGCAGUAAACUAAUGAAUGUUUGACCUUUUAAGAACCAA
Thamnophis elegans (Western terrestrial garter snake) is the source of this 3111-nucleotide messenger RNA. RefSeq names its product sperm associated antigen 6 (gene SPAG6). The record is from RefSeq and is a predicted model, not a curated record. The transcript has 12 exons. Bases 1179 to 2579 code for a protein of 466 amino acids. Gene Ontology annotation, cellular component: axoneme; microtubule cytoskeleton; sperm principal piece. Gene Ontology annotation, biological process: epithelial cilium movement involved in extracellular fluid movement; filopodium assembly; neuron projection extension. Lineage: Eukaryota; Metazoa; Chordata; Lepidosauria; Squamata; Natricidae. Gene Ontology annotation, molecular function: microtubule binding.